UCUGAACACAGUCACAGUACUACUACCACUACUCUCUCUCUCUCUCUCUCUCUCUCCCCGUUUGUAUUUCAUAAUAACAAACAAUGGACUACGGCAGGCUCGGAAAGACCGAGCCUGGAUCCGAACCACUUCCGAAGCAACAGUCUGACCCCACGUCGAAUCCCCCACUGACGAAAAGCCUAAGGCCGAAGCUCCUUUUGGUCUUCGCAGCCGCCUUUCUUGUCGCCUCGGGCGUGUCGGUAGCAAUCAUCAUCGGGAUCCGGGCCCGAGCCUCAAGCGGGUCCGGAGCCACAGUCCACAGCAGGAAGCCAAGCCUGGCCAUAUCACGAACCUGCAGCAAAACUCGGUACCCGGAUCUCUGUGUCAACUCGCUCCUCGACUUCCCGGGCGCCGUCUCGGCCAGCGAGCGCGACCUCGUCCACAUUUCGGUCAACCUGACGCUCCAGCGAUUCGGCCGAGCCCUCUACGCCUCCUCCGAGAUCAACAACCUCGCCAUGGACACUCACGUACGGUCCGCCUACGUGGACUGCCUCGAGCUCCUCGACGACUCGGUCGAUCAACUCACUCGCUCACUCACCUCUGUUUCUAUUUCUCCCGACGGCAAUGUACGGCCGGUGGAGUCCACUCCCGACGUGCUGACUUGGCUGAGCGCCGCUUUAACCAAUCAGGACACGUGUACGGAGGGAUUGGGGGAUGUGAGUGGAUACGUGAAGGAUCAGAUGGAUGAGAAGCUUAAGGACUUGUCGGAGUUGGUGAGUAAUUGUCUGGCAAUUUACUCGGCGGCGAACGGGAACGAUGAUUUCGUCGGAAUUCCGAUUCAGAAUCGCCGGAGACUGAUGGAAUCCGAUGAUCGCCGGGAUGAAUUGCCGGAGUGGUUGAGCAGGAGGGAGAGAUUGCUGCUGGAAUUGCCUGUGGCGGCGAUGCAGGCAGAUAUGGUGGUGUCAAAAGACGGUAGUAACGGAACUUAUAAGACCAUUUGGGAAGCGAUCAAGAAUGCGCCGGAGAAGAGUAAUCGGCGAAUCAUAAUCUACAUCAGGGCAGGAAGGUACGAAGAAGACAAUUUGAAAGUGGGGAGGAAGAAGACGAAUCUGAUGUUUAUAGGGGAUGGUAAGGGCAAUACCAUAAUUUCUGGUGGUAAAAGCGUGGCCGAUAAGUUAACGACAUUCCACACUGCAUCGUUCGCGGCCACUGGCAGUGGUUUCAUUGCCCGGGACAUGACAUUCGAGAACUGGGCCGGACCCAGCAAGCACCAAGCUGUGGCUCUCCGCGUUGGAGCCGACCACGCGGUGGUCUACCGGUGCAGCAUCCUUGGCUACCAAGACACACUCUACGUUCAUUCGCAACGCCAAUUCUACCGCGAAUGCGACGUCUAUGGAACGGUUGACUUCAUAUUUGGCAACGCAGCAGUAGUUUUGCAAAAUUGCAGCAUUUACGCAAGAAAGCCCAUGGCUCAACAAAAAAACACCAUCACCGCCCAAAACCGCAAAGACCCAAACCAAAACACUGGUAUUUCAAUCCACGCCUGCAAAAUCCUUGCCACGUCAGAACUUGAGGCGUCGAAAGGAAGCUUUCCAACCUACUUAGGCCGGCCUUGGAAAAUGUACUCGCGGACUGUGUACAUGUUAUCGUACAUGGGUGAUCAUCUACACCCUAAUGGUUGGCUGGAAUGGAAUGGAAAUUUCGCACUUGACACCUUGUUUUAUGGAGAGUACAUGAACUAUGGGCCUGGGGCCGCCGUAGGCCAACGUGUCAAGUGGCCAGGGUACCACGUAAUCACAUCAACGGCUGAGGCUAGUAAGUUCACGGUGGCUCAGUUUAUUUAUGGAUCGUCCUGGUUGCCCUCAACCGGAGUGGCAUUCUUGGCCGGGCUAUCAAUAUAAAUCAGUGGUACAGUCAUACUAUCGGUUCCAAUAGCAAAUCAAUAUUCCAGCGAAUAUCAGUAUAAAUCGUUUCGACACGAUUAAUAUUGAAAACCCUGAUUACAAUGUGGUAUAUAGACGUAUACUGAUACUCCAAAGUCCAAGUCGAAUCUAGAUAUGUAUGGUACACUCUUUUUUCUUCUUCUUCUUCUUCUUCUUCUUCUUCUUCUUCUUUUUUUUUUUUUUUUUUUUUCCCUUUUUUAUUUAUUUGUUAUUAUCUAAAUUUAUAUGAUGUAAUAAUUAGUAUGGGCAUUGGGGCCUUCCGUUGGUAGAUUUAAUUGGAAAUACUUAUAGAUAGUGAAGUCGAA
This is a messenger RNA of Camellia sinensis, 2227 nucleotides long. Its product is annotated as putative pectinesterase/pectinesterase inhibitor 61. Gene Ontology annotation, biological process: cell wall modification. The record is from RefSeq and is a predicted model, not a curated record. Lineage: Eukaryota; Viridiplantae; Streptophyta; Magnoliopsida; Ericales; Theaceae. Gene Ontology annotation, molecular function: enzyme inhibitor activity; pectinesterase activity.